CUCGGGCUUGCAGAAAUCGGCAUUCUUGGGUCCAAACCAAAAACCAAGUUUCCGAUUAUGGGGACCCUCCGUGCAUGUGACUAGCAACUUGGCAACGUUCCCCAAAAACCAAGGAAAAUCGCAAGCCCAUGUUCCCCGCCAAGCGCACGUCCGGGCUGCAACGUCAGGGUGCAUGCACAUUCGAGCCUGCCUAUGGAGGUUUGGCACAUUCGACUGCCUCCGCCUCCUCCCCGGUCCCCCGUCUGCGCCUCUGGUCUUCCUCCUGCCCUCCAGGCCGGUCCCAGCGCUUAUUUGCCUCCCUCUUCCCACGGUCAUUCCAAACCUUGGAAAUCGUUGCAACCAUACUGGGGAGCCAUCGGUGAAUACGGCCAGCGACCACAUUUCGCACAAACGGAGACACCGGAGUACCAUCGAAACUUGCAACACUAAAACGGACCGACGAAGAGCGAAGCAACAAUAUGACGGUUGCUGGUAUAAGGUCCGACCCAAAUCAUAGAUUUUGGGCACGCAGGCUGCUCAUACGCCAUUCCUCGAGCGACUGAAUCGUAGGAACGACCAUCGACACAUAAGGACACAACCAUCUGCACGAGCGCGACACGAGGGUUUGUUUCAACCUUGAGGCUCUUACAUCUUGCUU
Colletotrichum navitas is the source of this 637-nucleotide messenger RNA. RefSeq lists its product as uncharacterized. The transcript has a single exon. The coding region runs from base 173 to 496 and encodes 107 amino acids. NCBI's taxonomy places the organism in Eukaryota, Fungi, Ascomycota, Sordariomycetes, Glomerellales, Glomerellaceae. The record is from RefSeq and is a predicted model, not a curated record.